AUGGUCCGAGCCAGGAGAUCUUUCACAGAGGUCGAGUCGACCCGUUCAGACUUUGACCAUUCUGCCAAUUUCACCUUAUCGAAGACCGCACGACCUGAUUGGAAAUGGGGCGACGCUGCUAACGAUCAUGGCGCGGGCCUCGCGAAGAGACACGUCGAAAUCAAUCCCAAUGCCGCUGGGCGAUCAGCCAUGAGCAACUACAAGUUACUGAUCUCAGGCAUAAUCCCCCGACCGAUCGGAUUUCUGAGCACUCGAAAUGAAGAUGGAAACUCACAAAAUCUGGCCCCAUUCAGCUACACUCAAGUGGUAAAUCAUGAUCCUCCUAUAUUUGUGGUCGGAUUUGCCGGUUCGAAUGACAAAGACACGCUGAAGAACUUGAAGGCUACUGGCGAGUGUGUAAUAAACAUCAUCAGUGAGCAUUUUAUUGAGGCUGCCAACGCGGCUGCCAUUGACGUCCCAUAUGGCAUGAGCGAAUGGCAGUUGACAGGAUUGACCCCUGCGCGUUGCGGGCAAGUGAAGGUAGAUCGAGUAGCAGAGAGCAUUUUCAGCAUAGAAGGAAACGUACUCGAGAUCAAGGAUUUUGAAAGCAAGUUUGAAAAAGGCGUCAAGUCCGGCUCCAUGGCUAUUAUCGAAGGAGUUCGCUUCUGGGUCCGGGAAGACGCUCUCAGUGAAGACCAAGCGACCAUUGAUCCAGCUGUGCUGCGUCCGGUUGCGAGGCUGGGAGGAAUAAUGUACGGCCGAGUCACGCAGGCUUUCGAAAUACCCAGGCCUAGAUAUGCGGACUGCAAAGAGCAGAUAUCAAAACGAUAA
Molecule: messenger RNA, 810 nt
Organism: Exophiala aquamarina CBS 119918
Lineage: Eukaryota; Fungi; Ascomycota; Eurotiomycetes; Chaetothyriales; Herpotrichiellaceae
Exons: 1
Coding region: 1-810 (269 amino acids)
Molecular function (GO): FMN binding
Source: RefSeq, a predicted model, not a curated record